AUGACCGCCAUAUUUUGUGUUUCAACUGGUUCCUUCCUCGAUACGCUUGUUUUUAAAAUAUCUGGCGUAAACAUGCAGAGUUCAACUACAACCGAUCGAACACAAGGUUUGUCUACAGAAACUAAGAUGAUUCUUAUGCAACAGCAGUUAGCACUGCUUUUGCAUGCUGAUCAUUGUGAACGCCUUGAAAGAAGAGGAUUAGUAACAAACUGUGUAGAUAGGAAUUGUAGUGAAAUUCGAAGCUUGUUACCCCAUUUACAGAGUUGUAGUCGAGAAAGAGAGUGCAAUGUCCCACAUUGUAUCUCAUCGAAAUACAUAAUGAGACAUUACCGUUCAUGUAGGGAUAUGGAAUGCAAAGUUUGUUCAGCAAUCAGAAAACCUCCUGGGAAUUCUACAUCAUCAUCGUCAUCAUCAUCGUCAUCAUCAUCAGUGUCAUCCAACAUUAGUUGUUCUCAAAAUGGUCUCAGCUCGAACCAAAAAUAUGAUUUGCCAUCGUUGAAUGGCAUGAAAGCGUCUGACUCACCACUUCCAUCUCAAAAGAAUUCGCAUGUAGCUGGUUCCUGUGAAUCACAGUCUGUUCCUAUGGUAAAUGGUGAGGCUAGUCGGGUACCUUUAAAUGAAAGUCGCAUAACAGAUCAACAAAGAGAGUUAGCGAUGAAGAAGUUUGUGAAUGAUAUAUCCUUAUCAAUUUUUCCAACCGCAAAUCCUACGGCGUAUAGUGAUCCCAGAAUGAAACAAUUUCUAGACUAUGUUAAGCGAAUGGAAAAAGAAGUUUUUAUGAAAUCUAAAACAACUGAAGAAUACUUCAAAACGAUGGCUCUCCGCUACCACAACAUACAUUCAGAAUUAAAAGAAAAGCGUCGUUUACGAGAAGCCUGUCCUCCCCUACAGAAUGGCGAGGCAUCUAAUACUGCACAAUCAUCAGAUUCGACAAAUUCCACAGCAUCAGAAAAUGGUUGUUCAUCAAAGGUAAACUCUUGUGAUCAGGACCAGUUCUCAGAUGCUCUAGAAAUUGUGUCCAAGCGUGAAGAAGAGAUUCAACAAGGAGUCAAAACAGAAAUUUCUGCGGAAAACUCAUCGAAUUCUUCUGGUUUUGUAGAGGCUUCAGAAGAUAGAGAUAAUAAGCAGAACUCAAACUCACCAGAAGUAAAAUACAACCCUGUUGCUUCUACAGAGACUGUUGAAGGGGAUACUAAAGCAACAACUGAUGAAAAAAGUGAACCAGAUUCAAAGACACCUGAACCCAGUAAUACUGAUGAGAAGAAAGUAGAUCCUCAGGCUCCUCGAGAACCUGUCAGGAAAAGAAUAUGGUAUUCAAAUGAAUUACUGCAGUAUUUUCUACCAGUUGUAACAAAAAUUAGUAAAGAAAAGGAUGCUGAACCGUUUUUAACUCCAGUGGAUUGGAAAUUCCUAGAAAUAUAUGAUUAUCCUCAAAUAGUUUCAGACCCUAUGGAUUUAUCGACUAUUAGAAAGAAAUUAGAAGAUCGUGAAUAUAAAGAUCCCUGGGAGAUAGUUGAUGACUUUUGGUUAAUGCUGAACAAUGCAUGGCUUUAUAAUAAAAAGACCUCAAAGGUGUAUAAAACGUGUACAAGGUUGGCGGAAACUUUCGAGAGUAUUAUCGAUCCUGUGAUGCAAUCGUUAGGCUUUUGCUGUGGUCGAGAACACUAUUAUCAACCGCCUACACUGACCUGUUUAACCCCGAAAUUUUGUACAAUAUAUCGUGAUGCGGUGUAUUAUGUGUACAAAAGCGAUGGUCAAACCCCGGGACUUUUGGAACAAAAUUAUACAGUCUGUGAAAGAUGUUACAACGAAGCAAUGGAUCAGAUAGCGUUGGAUAGUGAUUCCAGUAGUCCAGUGAAUGUCCAGAAAAGAUUGAUGGAAAAAUGCAAAAAUGAUGUCAAAGAAAAAGAACCAUUUGUAUUUUGCAAACAUUGUGGCAGAAAAUGGCAUAAAGUUUGUGCUAUCUACCUUGAAGAAAUUUGGCCUGAUGGAUUUAUCUGUAAUCAUUGUAUUGUCAAUUAUGGAUUAAAACGUGCAGAAAAUCGUUUUACAGCGAAAAAACUUGCCACAUGUAAAUUAAGCAACUUUUUAGAAAAACGUGUCAAUGAUUUUUUGAAGAAAAAAGAAGCGAAUGCUGGUGAUGUGAUUAUACGGGUUUUAGCUGCAGCCGACAAAACUGUUGAAGUCAAGUCUGGCAUGAAAACUCGAUUCUGUGAUAAUGGUGAAAUGCCUGAGUCUUUCCCGUAUAGAGUAAAGGCUAUUUUUGCAUUUCAAGAAAUUGAUGGUCAAGAAGUCUGUUUUUUUGGUCUACAUGUACAAGAGUAUGGCUCAGAAUGCCCUUUACCUAAUACUAGACGAGUUUAUGUUGCGUAUCUUGAUUCUGUGUACUUUUUUCGGCCUAAACAAUAUCGUACAGAGAUAUAUCAUGAAUUGCUGGUGGGUUAUAUUCAUUAUGCAAAGUUGCUUGGUUUCACAAUGGCGCAUAUAUGGGCUUGUCCGCCUAGUGAAGGGGAUGAUUACAUUUUCUAUAUGCAUCCGCCAGACCAAAAGAUUCCAAAACCUAAACGAUUACAAGAAUGGUAUCAAAAAAUGCUGAAGAAGGCAUUGUUUGAACGUAUUGUAGUCGACUACAAAGAUAUCUGUCAAGAUGCUAGUGAAUCGCAUUUAAUCUCUCCUGCUGAAUUGGCCUACUUUGAAGGAGAUUUUUGGCCAAAUACACUGGAAGAGAUAUUUAAGGAAAUGGAUGAGGAAAAUGCCAAAAGAAAACAAGAACAAGAAGCACUGGCUCGUGGCGGAGGCGGUGGCGAUGAUGACGAUGAAGCCAAGGAGAAUGUACAAACUAAAGAAAAUGAUGAAAAUCCAGGCAAGAAAAAAGCAAAAAGACGUAAACUUAAGCGUAGUGCAUCUAUUACAAUCACGGGUAAACGAAAACGUCUAGGUGGUAUCGGUUCGGGGGAUGUUGCCAAUGAAGUUGCCCGUCGCGUCUAUGAAAUAAUGGAAAAACACAAAGAGAACUUUUUUGUUAUCCGAUUACAUCCUCAAAAUUCUGUUGCAUCUCUUCCACCGAUUAAAGAUCCUGAUCCCCUGAUUAAUUCAGAGUUAAUGGAAUGUCGUGGUGCAUUUUUAGAGAAAGCCAGAGAAAAACACUUGGAGUUUUCGUCAUUACGUCGGGCUAAGUAUUCCACUCUAGUGAUGUUAUACGAGUUGCAUAAUGAAAAUCGUCAACCUCUUAUGUACACGUGUAAUGUAUGUAGUGCCCAGCUGGAAACGCCUUGGCAUUGUAAACAAUGCAUUGAGUAUGAUUUAUGUCCACGUUGCUAUGAAACAGAGAAUCAUCCUCAUCCUAUGGUUAAAAUAGGCAUUGGACUGGAUGAUUGCAACAAAGGGCAAGAAUUGAAUAAUGAUGCAGCUAUCCAAGAGUCUGGAAGAGAUAAAUUAAGUCGUUGGGUAAAGGCUUUAGGUCAUAGUUGCUAUUGUCGUGAUGCUAACUGUCGUGUAUAUGCUUGUAAAACAAUGAAAUAUCAAAUUCAGCAUUUCCGUGUCCAUUCAACAGAUCGGAAUCAGUGUUCUGUGUGUCGAUUCAUCUACUACUUAUGCUGUUAUCAUUCUAAAACUUGUCAUGAAUUAAAGUGUCUAGUACCUUUCUGUCCUAAACUGAAGGCCAAAAUGAAGCAACAACAAAAACAACAACGUCUUAAACAGACACAAAUGCUUCGUAGACGAAUGGCUACUAUGCAGCGGUGUAACAGUAUGACUCCUAACCAUCAACCUACUCCUCCUCCGCCAUCUCAGUCUUAUCAGCAGUGCUCUCAAUCCUCAACAUCUGACUGUAUAUCUUCUCCUAUGUCUAUACCGAUGCAAUCAUCUCCAUUUGCAUCUGCCACUAAGUCAGUCGUCGAUUCAAUCUCCUCAACAAAGUCAAAUUUUCCAUCCCCGAGCUCAUCUUUUCAAAAUACUCAACAGUCUGUUCAUCCUUCAAAGGGAAUUGUACCUAGCCCAUCUGUUCCCAGAUCACCGUCUAUUGCUUCCACAUCAGCCUCCCCUUGUGUCCAAAAUCUCCCUCAAUCUACAGGUGUUCACAAUCCAUCUGUAUUGCCUUCAGAAACAGAUCAGUUAAUGAAUGCCAAUGUGGAUGUCAGUAGAACGAGUUUUAACUAUCAAUCUCAAAAUAGGCUUCCUUUGUCUACACCUCAACACCUAGCUUCAUUCAGUAGUCAACAGCAACGACAACAGGUACCAGAACGUCCUCAGCUGAGUAUGCCAAAUAGCAUGGUACCUAAUUAUGUUGUUUCUCAGCACAAUUUCCAAUCACAUCCAUCCUCUUCCGGACAUUCAGUUAUAAACAGACCAUCGCUUCCACCUAAUUCAACAUUUAUGGAUACCUCAUCUCCUAAACCGUUUGUACAUCAGUCAUGUGUAACCUCUAUGGAUAUUGAUUCACCAUACUCCCAACAAAUGAUGCCAGGUCAACGGUUUCUGGGAGAAGCUGAACAUAAUAGUUGCACUUUCAACAAGCAGCAACAACAACAAGUCCCUAUACGCCAUCCUUCACAAACAUAUCCUCAGGUUAUUGAUGGACAAAAUCCUGGUACUCUUUUACCUCCUAACCAGCCUUCUUCAUCAGCAACUAAUCCCACUGCAAACUGGAGGCAGCCAGGGUCUGCACUAUCCAGUAAUAUUAUAUAUCCGCAAGGCUCAUCUGUAUGUUCCAGUCAACAGAACACGUCAGUCGUUCGGUCCACACCUGCACCAUCAUCCUUACUUCCUCAAUCCAUGGGGUCAGUAACUCCACCGAAUGCUGGUGUUAUUGUCCCAUGUGGAGUAUCACCAGAGGAUUUACGUAUUGUUCAACAGGCGUACACCACAAUGAGACAACGCGGCGCUCCAGCAUCUGAGUUUUCAAAUUGGUUAAAUUCGAAUCCGCAAUAUCUGAGAGCAUGGCAGUAUUUGCAGCAAUCUCAUAUGAACAGCAUGAAUAACCAACAACAACAACAGAUACAACAGCAACAACAACACCAACAGCAACAACAAAUGCAGCACAUUCAGCUCCAACAACAACAGCAACAACAACCUCAAAUGUCUGGAUGUGUUGUAUCUAACACGACAAAUCCUUAUUCAUGUCCAAUGGGAGUCCAACAACAACAACAACCACAACAACAGCAGCAACAACAUAAUACAUAUUCCACAUGUCAGAUAUCACAGAAUCUUCAGUCUGUUCCUGGUCCACGUCUUUUACCACCUCAAGCUAGAUAUUCUUAUCCACAAAUUCAGCAACAACAACAACCUCAACCACCACUACCACAACAACAGCAACAGACGAUUAUAGCCAAUUCCCAACCACAAUCUUGGUCUUCUUCUAUGCAUGUACAGCAACAACAAAUGCAACAACAACAACAACCUCGUUUUCGUCAAGUUAUAACAGCGCCAAAUUUCAAUCAACAACAACAACCGCCUAAUAAUCAUCAACAAUUUUCUAUGCCUUGUCAUCAACAACAACAACAAGUCAAUAGACUUCCGUGUACAAGUUUAUCACCAACACAGCCAACAUCGAAUUCACCUCAACGGUAUAUUAUGAGUCAAACAAAUCUGCCUCAACCAUUGUUAACCAAUCAGAUUCCUUCUGCUUCAUCUCCUGUAUCGAACAACAUAUCUCGAUGUCCUCCGCCUCAGCCGCCUCCUAAUGCUAUGAUAUCACCACAGAUGAUGGCCCCUCUCCCUCGUUGUACAAAUAAUCCACCUACAAUGCCUUCUUCUGUUGCUGCUUCCUCUACAAUGGGAUUUGUAAAUCCUACCACUGGUGGUUGUGGUGUUGGUGGUGGUGGAGGUGGUAUGGGUGGCCCUGUUCGUUCAGUAGUUCAGCCUUCUCCGCAUUACUCAUCUGUCAUGUUAUCACAGUUGUUAGGUCCGGGUCAAACUUCAAAUCUUACUAACAACAACAGCAGCAACAAUCUAUCUUCUUCUUCUAUGCCAGAAUAUUCGAAUUUACUGCCAAAUAAACAGCAUCUUGUACGUCAGGAAUUCAUUCCUUCAACAGUUUUUCAACAGAAAUUGAAUUAAAUUAGGGUUAAAUAAUAAUAAUAAUAUAUUGCUUUAUAUACAUAUACAUAUUAUCGAUCGGCUUACUUCUGGAACUCUCUGUGUGUAUGCGAAUGCGUACGUCUUGGAGUUCCCGAUUGAUAUUCUCUUUCUCCUCUAUCCAUCAGAUGUGUGUGUACAUAAUAUACAUAUGAAUUUGAUUAAUAAUGAAUUAUCUUUGAGUUUUCAUCAUUACACAUAUACAUAUAAUUAAUACUUGUUAUUUUCAUUUUAUUUUAUAUUUUCGGUUUUUCAAAAGCCAACAACAACAACAUGUAAAUAGAGUACUUUGAACCGAAUUGGCAUUUUCUCUCUCUCCCACUCUCUCCUCUACUCUCUCUCUGUCUCUGUCUUCGUUCUUCUUGAAGUUCAUUCUGUACUAAUUUCCCACUUCAGGUUUCUAUUACCACUACUACUACGACUACGAUUACAACUACUCACGUUGUAGUGGCGAAAUCAUGUGAUUUUUUCUCUUUGUAUUAUAUACUACUUGUACAGACGACAGCAUAUAUACACAUAUACAUAUACACGUGUGGUGGUUACCACAAUUUUUUAUUUUUAAUUUGAGCUAGAUUAUAAUAAAUAAUACACUCACAUUCACACACACACACUAUCUCUAGCCUUCCUUAUUAUAUUGUUAUUAUUAUUAAUAUUAUUAUUGUAUAACUAAUACUGAUGUAAUUUUGUUUUCUUCUUUAAUAACAAGGAUUUUUUUCUCUCUCUCUCACUUUUUAAAGCGUAAAUGAAUAAUAUUUAAUUUAAAAUUGGGGGCUUUUUAUCCUGUAGAGUUCUCAAUACUCUAUAGUAUAGUCGUUUGAUGAUAGUGGGUUUUUGUUUUGUGUACUGCUCUGUUUGUACUUUCAUCGAUGUGUAUCUAUAUCAAUGUAGAUUGAGUCGUGUGUGACAACGGACACAUUAGUCAUCAUCGGUAUUGUUUCGUCUUAGAUUGGGAAGCUUCAGCGGUGCCCUCCCCCGUCAACAGGA
Molecule: messenger RNA, 7059 nt
Organism: Trichobilharzia regenti
Lineage: Eukaryota; Metazoa; Platyhelminthes; Trematoda; Strigeidida; Schistosomatidae
Source: the annotation of a GenBank genome assembly